CACUACGGCUCGACCCCGAUCUCCGUACUCGCCGAUUUUCUCAGACAGACCUGCAGAAGCCUCGGCCCUUCGAAACCUCAGUACGGCGACCCUGCUACCUCGGCGCAAAGCUGGUUCCGAUCCGGCGCAGUGAGAUUCAAAGUACAAUGGGCCGAAAAGCAGGAGCACUGUACAUCAACCCCAAAAAGUUUGGUUCGCUUCAAAAGCCAUGCAUGAAGGAAAUGAUAUCAUUUCUCAAUUGCUUGGCAUUAAGCCAGAACAAUGAUGAGAAAUGCGUCCGGCCAAAGGAACUUUUGAGUGCUUGCAUGGAUGCUCAGAGUGGAAGAAACAGAACGGCUUGGGGAAGCAUUAAUUAUCACCUGCAGAGGCUUAACAGGGGAAGGAAGUAGUUCAGCUGCGUAGAGCGGCUGGUUGAAAUUGAUAAGAGUUUCCAAUUGAAGAAGCCAAGUAGAAGAUGAUAUUCAGUGCCGAGUCUGAACAUUUGAGCAAGUCCUUGUCUGUUCCCGCAUUUGAAAAUUUUUUGGAACUUGGUUCUUUUCACUUGGUUUAAGUUUCUAUUUUAGGAAAGAAAUAAUUUAACCGGAGUGCUUCAUUAUGAGAGCUGAAUUUACGCUC
Messenger RNA from Syzygium oleosum, 615 nucleotides. RefSeq lists its product as uncharacterized. Gene Ontology annotation, molecular function: structural constituent of ribosome. Lineage: Eukaryota; Viridiplantae; Streptophyta; Magnoliopsida; Myrtales; Myrtaceae. The record is from RefSeq and is a predicted model, not a curated record. Gene Ontology annotation, biological process: mitochondrial translation. The transcript is spliced from 3 exons. The coding region runs from base 147 to 389 and encodes 80 amino acids.